CAAUAGGGCACUGCUCUAGAAAAAGGUCGACCCGAGUUUCAACAAAGAAUAAUUCUUUAUUAUUUUCCCCAUAGCAUUGAAAUUUGAAGGUGCGCGCUCUAAAUGUGCAGCCUUAAUGUAUUAGCUUAUAGUGCGAGUUCUAAAAGGCGAAAAGAGUCUCGAAGUAAAUUUCAUUUACCGAACAUUUCUUUCUUUCAGCAGAUAGCCAUGGGUUCUGUCGUGAUUUUAAUUCGCGUGAUCCAAAUUAUCUUGGUCCGGUGGCUUGCGGUGACGGGUGAAAGUGUUUGUCAAGAAGACAACUGUUUCUGUGCUUCUUUUGGCAAGACGAGGAUAAAAGUUAAAUGUAACUUUACUAGGCACGUACCGAGUGGGAUCCCAUCAAAUACCGCGCUGCUAAAUCUUUCGGGAUGUUCUUUGGAUUCCAUUUUUGAAGACUCGUUUAGAAAUCUUACGUUACUGAGCAAACUGGACCUUUCAAGGAACUUCAUUCAGUUUAUUCCACCGAAUACCUUCCGGAAUUUGACGUCACUAAAGAUAUUAAAUUUGGAAGACAACCGCAUUACAGGAGGGUUUCAUCUCCCAGAAAGCGUGAAACAGAUUUUUCUGGCUUACAACUCGCUCCUUUCUGCUGACUUGAAUCUUAUUCUGAAAGGAUUAAAACAGCUUCGCGUCAUGAAUAUCGAUUGGAAUGAAAGGAUAGGACCAACUCUCUCGUCAGAUGUUUUUGCUGGUUUUGUCAAGAUGGAGCGCCUAAGCAUUAGCGGCUGCAGUCUUCAACAUAUCGAGAAUGGAACUUUUCGAGCGAUGAACAAUUUGACCAGUCUCGACCUUUCCCUCAAUGUGAUCUCUCAUUUACAACCUGGUGCAUUGGAAGGACCCGGCGAUCAACUAUCGAGAUUGAUGUUAGACCGGAACAAGCUAGAGACCAUAGCUGAUGGAACAUUUGCACGAUUUAGUAAACUCACUCAUUGCAAUUUGAAUGAGAACAUGCUGAGAUCUGUACCAGAUUUCACUGGCCUGACCAAUGUAUUAAUCAUGCACGUGUACAAAAACCGCAUAACUGAUAUAUCACAACUUGGAAAGGCUGGAUCCAAACUUGAGAUCUACACAUUGUCACUGGAUGACAAUCAGAUUAGUAACCUACCACCAAAUGUAUUUCAAAAUGUAUCGGUACUUGGAAUUCUGUGAGUCUAUAAAAAAGUGCAUUUAGGGGCUCAGUGAUGAGCCCAUAGUUGUGAACAGUUUGGGUUUGUUUUGAAGUUUUAUUCAGUGAUUGAAUAAGCUGUUCCUUCACUGACCCUCUUCACUCGUUCAGCCAAAAAAGGAAAUUAUGAAUCAUGGGUUAUUUCAGAGUGAGUAUUAACACAGGACAUAUAUCAUGAUAAGCAAUGCCAAUGGGAGCCUCGUUGAACUGAAUUCAUGUGAAUUGAAAAUGCAAAGUAUGUAUGAAUUCCGUCCGUGCGCCUGUAAUCUGGCAUUGGAAUUUCAAUAAAGUCUAAUAUGAAUUCUUUCUGACGGCUAAAGGUCAGGGAAACUGGGAGACCCAUUGGACUCAAAGAGCUUCUUGAAGCUACGAAAUGACUAAGCCACUACAGCGAACACAGCAAAAUGGGACUUUCUCAGUUUAAGAUCAUGCCUUAUUAUUUGAGUUUGUGACCUUGAUCUGACGAAGAGCUAACACUCGAAACAUCAGCUACAGCGGUUAAUUCACUUUUCACCCCCAACCUUUAUCAUUGAUAAAAUGGCUAUGAGUUUGUUGCUGAUUGUAUAGCGCCUGCCGCUCCCUUGACAUUUACAGGGACUUUAAGAUAUGGCACGGCUAGGCUGUAGUAGGGCGGCAGAUAAUAAAGAUCACUUACGGUGACGUCAUGACGCGCGUACCAGUACGGUUUUCCCGCCGUAGCCUUGCUUUCUACUACAAAAAAGUG
This is a messenger RNA of Orbicella faveolata, 1928 nucleotides long. RefSeq lists its product as uncharacterized. Gene Ontology annotation, molecular function: protein binding. The record is from RefSeq and is a predicted model, not a curated record. NCBI's taxonomy places the organism in Eukaryota, Metazoa, Cnidaria, Anthozoa, Scleractinia, Merulinidae.